AUGAGGCUCUGCCCCAGGUGCUGUACUUGUGGGUAUGAGGGAUGGGUGGAGGAAGGCGAUACUUGUCUGCCCCCGUCCCCAUUGUUCUAUUUAAAUAUUUCCCAGAUUCCCCAUACACUUCCUGUGGGCACAAAUGUUUGGGUUCUUCUCCAAGCUAGUGCUGCCCUCCUUGUGAUGUCUCUUUUCUAUGGAUGCCUUAACGGCAAACAUCCAGAUCUUGUGGAAGUGCCAGCAAGAGAAGAGUUCCUAUAUGCCAAAUAUAUUACCUGUCACAAUCUUAAGAACUGGGGUGGGCUUCAGGUUCUUGUUGAAAGGGCUGAACCUCUCGCCUGGCUAGACAAGGCGUUCUCUUGA
This is a messenger RNA of Podarcis lilfordi (Lilford's wall lizard), 354 nucleotides long. NCBI's taxonomy places the organism in Eukaryota, Metazoa, Chordata, Lepidosauria, Squamata, Lacertidae. The record is from the annotation of a GenBank genome assembly.